Molecule: messenger RNA, 1615 nt
Organism: Jatropha curcas
Lineage: Eukaryota; Viridiplantae; Streptophyta; Magnoliopsida; Malpighiales; Euphorbiaceae
Product: basic leucine zipper 34
Biological process (GO): positive regulation of DNA-templated transcription
Cellular component (GO): nucleus
Molecular function (GO): DNA-binding transcription factor activity; DNA binding
Source: RefSeq, a predicted model, not a curated record
GAAAGAAGAUUAGGAUUCAAGAUUUAAUAUGGGAGAUGAUAAUAUAUUCAAUGACAUGACAAAAUAAGCUCUCUUAAUGAUGAUGAUUUUGUUCUCCUCCUCUUCUUCUUCUUCUUUGUGUCUUUCUUGAUUCUUUGCCUUUCACAUUCCUUUUCUAGUGUUCUUUAACAAAUACAUAACAAGAAGUUAUAUAAAGAAAGUUCUGAUCUCUUUAAUUAUCUUCUUGUGGAAAGUCUUUCUUGAUUAAUUCUUUGGGUCUUUGCUAUUCACAUUACAUUUCUUUCGUCUUUUCUUGAUUAAUUAGUUACACAAGAAGAACAAAUUAAGCUUCUUCUUGUUUCUUUCUUUGAUUCUUUGCCAUUGGCAUUCUUGUUCUUGUGUUCUUCUUGGAUUUGUAUAUACAAAAUCAAGAAUUUUCUUCCUUGAUUUGUAUAUACAACAAAGUUGUUUUUCAAUUCUUGGGUUUCUUUCUUUCUUUGUAUUUCAUUCGGUUUGGCGUUUCUUGAAUUAAUAUUGGAAUUUGGUUUCUUUAAUUCUUUACUUUCUUGAUUUUUUUUUUUUUUGUUGUGUCAUUUAGAGGGUAUUUAUAUAUUAUUAUAUAUACACUGCUAAAUGGCACAAUUACCUCCAAAAAUCCCUAACAUGCAACCAACUGCUUGGCCUGACUUCUCCCACCAAAAGUUACCUUCAACAGUCAGCGCCAUUAUGCCACCUUCUAACAACAAUGCUGCCACCGCCGCCGCCGCCACCCAAAACCCUUCGUGGGUAGACGAAUUCCUAGACUUCUCGUCGGCAAGACGUGGGACCCAUAGGAGGUCAGUGAGUGACUCCAUUGCCUUCCUAGAGGCGCCAUUGCUGGAAGAAUGUCGUGGCACCGGAGGUCCGCCACAUCAUGGGUCCGAACAUAACAGCAGUACUGAUUUUGAUAAAUUUGACGACGAGCAAUUCCUGUCUAUGUUCACCGAUGAUAUCACCAAGGCUGUGGCAGCCCCGUCGUGCUCCAACCCUUCGACACCGUCUGAUCAUAAUAGCAUUAAUGAUGAGAAAGAAACAACGCCGUCUGAUCAGAAACUUCAGAAGAUAAGAAAUGAAACCGAUGAGGUUCAAAGUCAAUGCCAAACGGAGACACAAACUCCACCAAAUGCGACCAAUACCAAUUCUUCUGACAGGAUAGUUGAUCCCAAAAGGGUAAAAAGAAUAUUGGCAAAUAGGCAAUCAGCACAAAGGUCACGGGUGAGGAAGCUGCAAUACAUAUCUGAGCUUGAACGAAGUGUAACUUCAUUGCAAGCUGAAGUUUCAGUUCUGUCACCAAGAGUUGCCUUUCUAGAUCAUCAACGUUUGCUUCUAAAUGUGGAUAAUAGUGCUCUUAAGCAAAGAAUUGCUGCCCUAGCCCAAGACAAAAUUUUCAAAGAUGCUCAUCAAGAAGCAUUGAAGAGGGAAAUAGAGAGAUUGAGGCAAGUGUACCAUCAACAAAACCUAAAGAAAAUGGAAACUGCAUCUCCAGCAACUGACCCUACUGAGAAAGAACAGCAACUUCUGCAAGUUUAAUUAAUUAAUUAAACUCUUUAAUUUCCAGUGAGUCUUUAAUUAAUUCAAGCAUGGUAUUAAAAAAAAA